Messenger RNA from Penicillium bovifimosum, 1395 nucleotides. Its product is annotated as argininosuccinate lyase ARG4. The coding region runs from base 1 to 1395 and encodes 464 amino acids. The record is from RefSeq and is a predicted model, not a curated record. Gene Ontology annotation, cellular component: cytosol. The transcript has 3 exons. Gene Ontology annotation, molecular function: argininosuccinate lyase activity. Lineage: Eukaryota; Fungi; Ascomycota; Eurotiomycetes; Eurotiales; Aspergillaceae.
AUGAGUAACCCCAAAGGCGUCGCCGAGAACAUGCUCUGGGGAGGUCGAUUCACCCAGGGCCUUGACCCCCUAAUGGUGCAAUACAACACAUCACUCCCCUACGACCGUGUCUUCUGGAAACAAGACAUCGCCGGCUCAAUUGCCUUCGCCCGUGCCAACACCAACUCCGGCCUCCUAACCAAGCAAGAAUUCGCCGAGAUCGAGCGCGGCUUCAAGCAAAUCGCCCAAGAAUGGGAAACCAACACCUUCGUCGCCAAAGAAAACGACGAAGACAUCCACACCGCCAACGAGCGCCGUCUCGGCGAGAUAAUCGGCAAGGAAAUCGGCGGCAAACUGCACACCGGCCGCUCGCGAAACGAGCAGAUCGCCACGGACAUGCGUCUCUGGCUCCGCGAUGAGCUCCGUCUCAUCGAGAACCACCUGACCGAUCUGAUUAAGGUCUCCAUUGCCCGCGCGGAGAAUGAUAUCGCUUACCUCAUGCCCGGUUACACGCACUUGCAGAAGGCCCAGCCGGUUCGCUGGUCACACUGGAUUCUCUCGCAUGCUACUGCGUUUGCUAGUGAGCUUGAGCGUCUGCGUGAAGUUAUUCGUCGUGUUAACAAGAGUCCGUUGGGUACCGGUGCGCUGGCGGGUAACUGCUUCAAUAUUGAUCGCGAGGCUAUGGCUAAGGAGCUUGGCUUCGAGGGUUUGCUGUAUAACUCCAUGAACGCUGUAGCGGAUCGUGAUUUUGCUAUGGAGACUAUGCAGUGGGGUAGCUCGUUUAUGUUGAAGAUUUCUCGCUGGGCUGAGGAUCUGAUCAUUUACAGUAGUUUGGAGUUUGGGUUUGUCCGUUUGUCGGAUGCUUAUUCUACUGGAUCGUCUCUUAUGCCUCAGAAGAAGAACGCAGACAGCCUGGAGCUGCUCCGCGGCAAGGCCGGUCGUGCCUUCGGCCAAAUGGCCGGCUUGAUGUGCACUAUCAAGGGCCUACCCACUACAUACAACAAGGACCUGCAGGAGAGUGUCGAGCCCAUGCUCGACCACAUCAAGACUGUCAGUGACAGCAUCCAGAUCGCCACCGGUGUUCUCUCCACCCUCACCGUGAUCCCGGAGAAGAUGAUUGCCGCCCUGGCGCCCGAGAUGCUGGCUACCGAGAUUGCCGACUACCUCGUCCGCAAGGGCGUUCCCUUCCGCGAGGGACACCACAUCUCCGGUCGUGUCGUUGCUCUCGCUGAGAACACCAAUGUGCCUAUGGACACACUGUCUUUGCAGCAACUGCAGGAGGUGGACUCGCGCUUCGACGCUGAUGUCCAGGCUUGUCUUGAUUAUGAGCGUGCUGUUGAGCUCAAGGAUGCUAUUGGCGGAACUAGCAAGCGUGCUGUUUUGGAGCAGACUGGUGUGUUGAAGAAGUUGCUAUAG